UGCCUGACUCCCUGAGGCUGAGCUCGGUGUCCGGAUCGGUAUCAGCGAUGCCGAUUCCUUGUAUCGCGACAAGUCACAUGAAGUCAUGUUGAAGUGGGCCAGAGCCUAGCUAGCUAGAUAGGGAUACAAUCAUUUGCAAGGAGAUAAUUGCAAGAGGAAGUGUUUGUGCAAGAUAACAGAAAGGGCCUCCGAGCCUAGGGUCGCCGUCCAGUUCGAUCGCGGAGUGUUGUUCGCGGCUAGUACCGUUCCGAUGUGGCGACGCUUGUAAUAUCGCUGCAUGGGCCCGCAGUAACCAGGUAACCCAAGAACCGUAAUUCAGUGCUGGUUUUUUUUUACUAACGCCGAGGUGAAAGUUUGUCGUGGAGUAGGCCAGUUACAACUAAACGUGCAGACGUUGGGAAAUGAUUCGUGGCGAUUCCGAUUCAGACAGUAGCUCCCAAGAUGGCAGCGACACGGAACAGUCCGACUCUGGGGAGGAUGAUUUGGAUAAGGUCUUGGCUGGAUAUGAGCAGCAGCAACAGCAGCAGAACUCCAGCGCAAGUCGUCCCGGUACGCUGGAACGCGACGUCACGUUACCGCGCCCAGGCGGCACGUCGUUACUGUGCGCUGGCGACUCGUCGGCCACGCUCGGUGGUGCUGGUGCCGUUGCGUCAUCCAGGCGGCCGAGCAUGAUGGAUGCGGAGGCUGGCCAUGGCCAGAUCUUGGAGCUAUACGUACUGGUGGCCCGCUGCAUUGCGUUUCCAUUCACAGCACAGGCAAGGAAUAGCAUGAGCCGCACGCGACACCUUAAACUGACCGAAACCGAUCUGGUGCAGUACUGUGUGCAGUUCGAGGGCUUCCUCAGAGGCGACAUGCCCAUGAUCGUGUCGGACGAAGCGUUUGACAAAGCAAUCCUCUGCUACUACGACAACUUUCUAGUGAGCAAGCGCUUGCUGAGCUUGGUACGCAGUGGCGGGUGCACGUUUGCCGACCUGCGCAAAGUCUUCCAGAACUACGUAGAGAAGUUUCUGAAGAACCUGCCCUUGAUGGAACGCGUCAAGCACGACCACGUACUUGCUAUCUGGAUGUCAAAGUACGAGGCGAUUUGCCGCGGUAAUCUUGAUAUGGAGACUGCGCGGCGAGAUUCGCUGGCCAUAUUGCGUGAGCGCCAGAGUGUGGAUGAUUCAGUUGCCCCUGACCAUCUGUACAAAGUGUUUCAGCUAAUCCUGGGCAUACCACAACGUGAACACCACCUUCUGUCUAAAGAACUUCAGCUUGACAAUGCAGACGAGCAGGCCACUGUCAUUCGCCGAGAGCUGCGUCACCGUUUGACGUUCCUAGCGCAGUGUGACAUGAAAGAGAUCGGUCUACUGCUAGUGUCCACGGAACCCAACAUGGCGCAGGAGUACCUGGCUGAACAGCAUAGCCACAUCACCAAGCUCAGCAGCACUCUCAACCAGAUGCCCAUCAGCAAAAAGCCAGAAGCUGGAAAGCGGCCUAAGCCGCUCGCCGACGAUGCGAACGACCCGGGCACUGUCAACAAGAGUGAUAUUUCAAUCUCAACUUCUGUUUCACUAACAGUAAGACAAGCUCGUGGAGUAGAGUUCCUGCCACCUGACAAGCCAGUCUUCUGUCUCAUGGAGAUGGAUGGUCACCAGUCUAGGAUGGCAACAGCACAGUACCCAGCCAGCAGACCCAUCUGGGACACAUUUGCAACGUUCCCGACCUCUACGCCAUUGCCACUGGUGCGAAUCAAGCUCAUGGCUGACAGCAAGGGAAUCCUGGAUGCGGACGGCAAGCAAAUUGCGAAGCUUUCACUCCAGCCGACGCUCUGCCAGUCUGACGGAGAUCGCUGGUACAAGAUGACGCCCACGGUAUCUCUACCGGACAAGAACCACCAUGUGGAGGUGCAGGCGUGCGUGUCCAUCGACAAAGCCGACAACGUCAAGAUCAGCGGAUGGCUGUACUGUAUCGGCAAGGACCCCUGGAAGAAGUGGAAGAAACACUAUUUUGUUCUAGUUCAGAUGACAACGUACGCGUUUGCCCUGUGCACAUUCCGUGACAAGCAACAGACCCCGGCGGAAGUGAUGACCAUGACCGGAUGCACGGUGGACUACUGUGGAGAGGACGCUCGGCGUGGAGUCGGAGAAGAGGGGUACACAGAGUUCCAGUUCCAGCUGCUCAUCUCCGACAACGCAGUCAUCUUCUGCAGCUCCAGUCGGAACCAGAUGGAGCAGUGGGUCUAUCAUCUGGCGCGUGCCACCGGACAGGCACAGCGCCCGCAGGCUCCGCAGGGCGGUGGCGCAAAACCGGCUGCAAAGCCUCAGGCAAGGACCACAACCAGUGCAUUGCGUGAGUUGGAGUUGGAUGAACAAGCUCUGACCAGGGACAUCACGUGGUAUGACCAUGGUCAUCUCUACGCAACACUACUUGGCAAGACGCUGGAUCAGCGCUUGAAGGACCCUGCUUCAUCCAUGGGAUGGCUAACGCCAGGGCAGCAGUUUGUGCUGGACGAGUAUCAGGCUCGCUACUGCUUGCGAGGCUUUGUCACCCACCUGGCCAUGAUCAGGACAUUGAUGGAGCAUGCGUCCGCUGGGACCUAUAUAGAUGCCAGUCUCAUGCAGUUCAGCUUCACGUUCUGCCAGGCACAUAUCCAGGGACAGAAGCCGGAUAAUUACAACAGUGUGACGAAGGAGGAACGAGAGGACUUCCUGGAAGUACUGGAGAACCUGGAGGACCUGCUGCGCUUUCAACUUGCACGCCUCAGUCAUAGCUUCCCUUUCUGCCUUCCCGACAGUGGUUUGAAAUCAACACUGCGGUUGUUCGCCCGCGUGGUUUCCACUCGAGAUGGUCGCAACGAUGCGUUGAGCACGGAUUUGGCCAAGGUGGCAUCGGAGGUGUGCGACUGCCUACGCAAGGCCGCUCUCAUCUGCUACACGGAUGUAGUGGAGGAUGUGAAGGCACGCAUGGCGGGCCCGGAGGAAGAAGCCUUUCCUGAAGAAGUAGAUACAAGCACGCUAGAGUUUCUCGUUUGCCUCUCCGAGGAGUGCAUUGAUCAGAUGGGGCAGAGCCAGGUGGAUUAUGCUAAGGCAUUCAGCGAUUACGAAGGUUCCCUUGAUGCCUUCGAGGAGUCGUUUUGGCAGUGUUACGAUGUGGACUUGGAGCUUAUUGUCGAGGGAGCAUCAAUGGAGAAUGGCAAAGUUUUUCAGGUUUUUGAGCAGAUCAACAGCUACCUUCUCAGCCACCUUGUACUACGCGAUGGCAAGUUUCACAAGCAUCUGCUUAGCCUGUUCAUGCCCCUGGUGGCUAAUUACCUGGACUUAAUGUCGGUGGCACUGGAGAAGGAGAUGGUAAUGGGCAUUGCAAGUGAGACGUGGCGACAAGAGCAAACAUCAGCAAAGUGUGCGGAAGAGCUGUUUGUUAAGCUGCGCGGUCUGCACCGCUUCGUGCAGCGCUUGGCCUGGCCCGAGCCACUGUUUGCAGAGCAUCUGGAGAAGAGAGCACAGCGUGCCAUUGCCGACCUGCUGCUUAGUCUGUGUACCCGGACAUACAACUACUUCAAGCAGGUCCUGGCGAGGCAAUCACCGCACGCCGAAGCACUGUACAUUGCGCCGCGCCAGUGCUGGGUGCUGAUCGAUGUCGUAACCGCUUCCAUUGAACAGGCAUCUCUACUCUGUGUCGAUAGAAACAACGAGGAUGACGGCGAACCGCAGCCAGCAUUGGUGGAGUAUGGCGGCAACAUUCGCAUGUCCUUGCUGUCGAUCCAGGAGCAGAUGAUGACUGAUGCUGCUGCACUGCUCAAUUUCACGGUUGAUGAUAUCCUGGUCAAGCUCAGCCUACAUGACCCGGCCAACAUUGUCUUCUCGUUGCUCAACAGGAUUCGCAAGUCUCGUGUGGAUCUGGACGACCUGUCUCUAUCCGUGGAACACAAUCUGCAGGCACUGCAAGAGUGCACGGGGGCUACAUCAGUGGCUGAUAUUGUUAUGACUUGGUAUGACUCCCUGUUGUCGUUGAUUCACGGUUGGCUGGAGAAGCGACCGCAGCGAUCGCUGAAGUUCCCUCAGUUUGAUACGCUGCAGGGUGCUUUGGAGGUUAUAGUGCACCGCUUCGUCAUCUAUUUCAACACGGAGCAAGACGCUCGCACCACGCUUCUGACAGCAGUGGAGGAACGUCUGCGGCUGGAACAAUCGGCACACGAACUGGAAGCAACCGUCAAGUCGAUGUAGUGGUGUAUGCAGCAUCCAUCGUCAUGUUGAGAGGCAGGUAGCCAUGAUGACGGCCAGAUAGGGCCAGCUUGAUUACUGAACACGGAACUAUUGAUAGUUGGAGAGUAUCUCCAAUGUGCUGGCCAAGUCGAUUGCUGAUGUCAUGACUGCUAACUCCGGCUUUGUUCACCGACGCUUGUCUUGAGGGAAUUAUUUGCAAGCUGUCUUUGUUCUUGAAACACGGCUAUGACCGAGGGUGGUCACAUUUUCAUAUUGAGUACUAGUACGUGGAUUCAACAUAGAAAGGUGCAUAAUAUGAUAAGUGCAGGCGUUUAGAUGACAGUAUUAUAAUCUUCAUGCAUGCUACAAUAAAGCAGUCUCGCAUUAAAACAGGCUGGUGGUCUAGAAUAUUAGAGAGUAGCAUGUGUCUCGGCGUAGUACAGUACUAGUAUGCCCCUGUUUGUUGUGCAGUACUGGGUGUGCGUUGAACACAGGCCAGGAAGUAAUUAGUUACAUGGCGUUCUUUUCAAACAAUCAUGCUCUUCUGUUAUGGCUGGCCUUUGCAGUCUGCUACAGUCACAUGCCGGGCAGUCUUUUGCUCCCUUGUAUCCACAUUAUCUGGCCUAUUCUGGAUAUAGCAGCUACAUGUAGUUGUGGUCCUUUCACAAGAACACUUUGAUGGAGCAGUGUGAUCACUUUACAAUACUGGUCACUAGUGAUUCGAACACGUUACAGAACCAUGGCGUAUUGGUAUUUAUCCCGAACUGAUAGCUCUCAA
Messenger RNA from Sycon ciliatum, 4962 nucleotides. RefSeq names its product calcium-dependent secretion activator-like. The transcript is spliced from 25 exons. Bases 402 to 4205 code for a protein of 1267 amino acids. Gene Ontology annotation, biological process: synaptic vesicle exocytosis; dense core granule exocytosis. NCBI's taxonomy places the organism in Eukaryota, Metazoa, Porifera, Calcarea, Leucosolenida, Sycettidae. The record is from RefSeq and is a predicted model, not a curated record.